Molecule: messenger RNA, 2564 nt
Organism: Pomacea canaliculata
Lineage: Eukaryota; Metazoa; Mollusca; Gastropoda; Architaenioglossa; Ampullariidae
Product: CD63 antigen-like
Exons: 7
Coding region: 249-962 (237 amino acids)
Cellular component (GO): membrane
Source: RefSeq, a predicted model, not a curated record
CACUCAUUCUAGUUUAGCAUUUACUGCCAGGAAGACACUUCUUUCAUAUUUUUGUAAUUGUUCUGGCGGAGUCAGGUGACAACUGUGUGGACUAUUUCGUUGGCGUAGGAAUUGUUGUGCGCGGAAGAAUAAGUGGCGGCAGUGCGGGGACAUACAGGAGCUCAACAGCGCGGACGGAGAAGUGUUUAGACGCGAGAGAGAGAGUCUACAGUUUGUUGUGUAUACUGUGAUCACACCAACCUUCAAAAAUGGUCGAGGGUGGAAUGAAAUGCAUCAAAUUCUUACUGUUCGCCUUCAAUCUUAUUUUUGUGAUUGCUGCAAUUGCAAUCAUUGCUGUUGGUGCAUACGUCCAGAUCAAGCUGACAGAAUAUUAUGACUUCUUUGGCAAUCAGUAUGCAGGGCCAGGUAUACUGCUUAUUGUUGUGGGGGUCUUCAUCUUCAUCAUUGCCUUUUUCGGAUGCAUGGGGGCCAUCAAGGAGAACUAUUGCCUUGUCAUGACUUUUGCUGUUUUGCUGGCUCUUAUCUUUAUCCUGAUGAUUGCUGGUGGCAUUGCAGGAUUUGUUCUCCGAAAUGAUAUUGAAGACAAAGUUGUCGACGUUUUGAAAAAUGAAGUGACCAACUAUAACAAGAAUCCAGGUGUUACAGAUGCAUGGAAUGUGCUGCAGCAAGAGUUCCAGUGCUGUGGUGUAACAAACAGCUCUGACUGGAAGCAGGCUUCGGACCUGAACACUACAUACCCAUGGUCAUGCUGCAUGGAUUCUGAAGCUUGUAAAACUAAGCAAAAUAUUACAUAUGAUGACAUCUACAAACAGGCAUGUGAGUCAGCUUUCAUUGGCUGGAUGAAGGAUAAAGUGGCAAUCAUUGGAGGAGUGGGUAUUGGCCUGGCAUUUGUUAUGGUGGUUGGAGUACUUUUUGCCUGCUGUCUGGCCCGUGCAAUCCGCAAGGAGUAUGAAGUAGUUUAAAUCUUAGCAUCUUCAAAGUCAAGUUGUGGGUUUUAACAGAAAAGUGAUGUAAACAGCCAAUAAACUGUUGACAAGUGGGCAAGGAUUUCGGGGGACGGGCAGGGGGUUAAUGUGUUGGAGACAAAAUGGACUCCUACUGAAAUUUGAUUGACUAUAUUAUGUAUUAUUUUGAAAUACAUUCUGUGGUGUUUCCAUUAUUUCAGCUCGUCUGUUUCCAGCUAAAACACAAAACUGUCUUGCUUGAGAUGAAAAAAUAUGUAUAAUACAGUGCCAAUACAGCAGAGUGCUGCAAAAAAGCAGCAUUAGUGAGGACUGGUUACUAUAAAUGUUACAUCCCCAUUGCUGUUUGUUGUUGUCUUUUCGUCAUAACACCUUUUUUUCUGUACACAGCCACACUCCUAUAGAAUUAUUGAAUCAAUCUUUUUUUUUCUCAACAUAAAAUUGAGGGGUAUCUCAUGUAUAGCCAGUGUACUUGAAAAGUUAGACAUUGGAAAUUAAACAGUUUUGAUAAGAUUGAAGUUUUUCUUAUGGAGUGGAGAGUUGAAAACUUUAAAACAAAAUUUAUGACAAUUUAAUAAAACAGAUCUGUGUAUUGUUUUAGAAGAAUUCUAAAACAUGAGAGUCCCCGAGUCCUUUUCUUUAAAAAUUUGAGUGCUAAAGAGUCAAUUUCUUAUAAAAUUUUCUGAGGGUUUUUUGCUUUUUGGGAUGCAGAGAUACUGUGCAUAUUUGCAGAGCAGCUUCAGUCCCAUUCUAAAACAACAAAUUUAAAACAGAAAUUUAAGCACCAGUUUCCUGCUGUAGCAUACAUUUCCCCCCUUAAUUUUUCUGUGAUGUGAGGGAAUUUUCAGGGAACUAUUUCAGAAAUGGACAUAUAUAAUUUUUCUUUUCGUACUUUGUUUAUGAAAAGUUCAGAAAAAUGCCAUCUGUUUUCCUCUUUAGAGGAAAACUCCACCCACAAAUUAUUUUUCUCUGCAUGCUUGUAGAUAGCGUUUUAUUCCCAGACCAGUAUCUAAAUCUUUUCCAUGUUGUUUCUGUGAACUUUACUUAUUCCCAUUUUUAGCUAAAUAGCAAGAUUCAUUUUUAAAAAAUGCUCAAAGAUCGAAAUUUCAAGGGAUCUUCAGAAUAGUGUGCCUAAAUAGAAAUGAAGUAAUUUUUUUGAUGGUGUGAUGCUAAAAGUCCAAGGAUUUUGCUAAGAGGGAUCUAUUUUUUUGUAUAUUUUUGUAUAUAGCUUAAAUUAGACCUAACUCAAAAGAUGAUAAUGAGCAGUGGUUAAGUUUAUAACUGGUAACGGAUCAUCCAAAGAUAUUUUUUUUUGGUCGCAUCGCAUACAACUAGGUAAGGAUGGUGGGAAAGAAGGGUGCGCCACAUACCUUUCAGAUCUUACCUAUUGAUUGUACUUUAUUCUGGAAACACUUUUGAUACUUAUUGUUUCAUAUUGUUGAAAAAAAUCUUUAUAAUUGUUGAUAGAUGGAACAGUUUUGAUGUUUGUGUCGUGUUCUGUCAGUAUUUGUGCAGUUGGAAUGGCAGGAAAUGCCUGUUCAGAUUGCACUUCUGUAGACAUUGUUGAUUCUGUCUUCAUUAAAUUUGUUCUGGGAUUAUAAA